This is a messenger RNA of Dreissena polymorpha, 15564 nucleotides long. RefSeq names its product protein mono-ADP-ribosyltransferase PARP14-like. The transcript has 30 exons. NCBI's taxonomy places the organism in Eukaryota, Metazoa, Mollusca, Bivalvia, Myida, Dreissenidae. Bases 92 to 7954 code for a protein of 2620 amino acids. Gene Ontology annotation, molecular function: NAD+ poly-ADP-ribosyltransferase activity; transcription corepressor activity; RNA binding. Gene Ontology annotation, biological process: proteolysis; negative regulation of gene expression. The record is from RefSeq and is a predicted model, not a curated record. Gene Ontology annotation, cellular component: cytoplasm; nucleus.
AAAGUCCCAUGAAUCAUUUGCGCUUUGGACGUCGGCAAGUGCAGCCUAAGUGGAAGAAGAUUUUCUUCCCUAAGUAAUGCCAUAACACACUAUGGCAGCUAAAGAGACUAUUUUUCAGAAAUGUAUAUCGCUACAUGGCGUACCGGAAAACAUCGGGGCGGAUGUGCUUCGACAUGAAAUUCAACAGCAACACAGCGUUACUGUCGUUCGCAUCGAAGAGGUUAUCGGGGCGGAGGCCAAUAGAAAUCUAAAACGAUGGAUUAUGGAACUAGAGGGGGAACUGUAUGUAAAUGGGUUGAAAAGAAAAUUUCUUGAGAUCAAUUCUAAUGGGGACAGUCGAACAGUAGAAUUCAAGGCAUCAAUAGAAUGCGAGUUGCCAUCAAGUUGGACCAUGCCACAAGUUCCGAGAAACCCUAAACCCACAGGACGUCAUCAGUUUAAUCCACAGGGUCCUGUGGCAGGUCAGUCUACAGUCUACCAGAAUUAUGAUGCUGCUGGAGGUUACACAUCACAAAUGUCAGCUCCUCACACAGGUGCAAGUGAUAAGCAUCUUGCUUCUCAACACGGAAACCAUUGGGAGGAAGGUUCUAGGGAAGGGAGUGAUCAGAUACAUGCGCAAGCUGGGCAAGGACAAGAGCAGAUGGGUCCAGGAAAUGCACCAAUGGGCCAGAUGUAUGGAUGGAUGAAUCCAGGUUAUGGACAAAUUGGUCAAGGUCAACAGCAAAUGCCUUAUUGGCAAGGACAUAUGGGUCAUGGUGAUAUACAGGGUCAGGGUCAUGCACAGAGAAGGCAAGGUCAAGGGAAGACUGAUCAAGGUCAAGGACCCAUACAGAUGGGACAAUAUGAACAUUUCAUGUCAAUGAUUCGUCAUGAUCCAAAUAGUGGUCAAUACUUUUGUUUUAAUGGUUUUCAAUAUGUACCUGUAACCGAGGUGUACAUCCAGCAAGCAAAGGCAUAUUUUGAAGGGCAACAGCUGGCACUGCAACAACAACAACAAAUUGGUCAUGAGCCCCCACCAGAAGUCCUUCCUGAGAAUAGUGAUGCAUAUACUCAAGAAUCUGUUGAACCAGAUACCACUAAGCAGAAAGUAGACUUGGGAAAACAGAAUGUAGGUACAGAAAAAGAAAUCAAAACUAUGAAAGAUCCACUGAGCAAAAUAAAGCUAACACACUUACCUGGUAGCGUGGAUGAAGAAUAUGUACAGAUUCAUUUGGAAAGUAAAAGGAUGGGGUCAUUGUCAGUAGCAAGUGUUGUCCUUGAUAACGAGACAGGCUCUGCAGAGGUAGAGAUGACGUCUCCUGAAGGUGCAAAUAAUCUCAUUGAAAUGAGAACCUUUCAAAUGAAAGGAGCACAAGUAUUUGUUGAGUGGCUUCAAGUGACUACUAAUGAACUCGAGGAGGAAUUAAAUGAAGAUUCAACACCCAGUAUUAUUGUGACUGGAUUUCCUGAAGGCACAGAUGAAGAGGAAAUCAGAAUGUUUUUCGAAAAUAAACGAAAGUUUGAAUAUGUGGAAGUAGUUGACGUAAAAUUUAGUGAUGAUUCAUUGUCUGCAAUCAUAACUUACAGUUCUGAGAAUGAUGUUGAUUGUGUAAUGAAUAUGUGUCCACUGAAAUUAAUGGGGACAGUUCUUAAGUGUGAGAGACCUCAAGGCAGAACACACCAGAAACCUGAAAGUUCAAAACCACUUGAACCGAAAGUUUUGGUGAAGGGAUUACCAGAAAACAUUGAUGAAGACGAUAUCAGGAUGUUUUUCGAAAACAAGAGGAAGUUCAACCAUAUACAGUUGGUGGACGUAGUUUGGAAUGCAGGAUCUACAUCAGCUGUUAUUACCUUCAGUUCUGACAAUGAUGUUGAAAGUGUGUUAGAUAUGUGUCCUCUGAAAUUGAUGGGCAAAGAACUAAUUGUUGAGCGAUUAGGUAGCAGUGAUGCAAAUGAAAAACCCUUUAACAGCCAUUCAAAAUCUUCUACGAAUUCCAUGUUUGAUGGCACACAAACUGAGAUUCUGGUUGAAGACAUCCCACCUGAAGUGGAUAAAGAAAUGUUAGAGAUGUGUUUUUCAUCAAGGAAAUUGAAAUCAUGCACUAUAGAAGACAUUGACAUAGAUGAAGUUGACAAUAAUGCUGUUAUAAAGUUUUUGAGACCACAAGAUGUGAAAACUGUUCUUGAUAAUCUUCCACUUACAAUAAAGAAAAGGGAGGUGUCUGUGCAAAUCUAUGUGCCAAAGAAGUUGUGUACAGUCAUCGUACGUGGACCAGAGGGGGUCAUGAAAGAGGAAAAUGAUGAUACAUUUGAGAUGUAUUUUGAAAAUGAAAAGAAGUCAGGCGGAGAUGAUAUUCAUGAAAUCAGCUUUCGACCAUCAGAAAAAGCUUUUUAUAUAACAUAUAAAGAAGAACAUGUUGCCAAAAGAGUUGUGGAAAGAGAUAACCACUGCAUUUUGAAGAAUAAAGUUAAAGUGGAACUAUUCAAACCAAGUAGGUCUACAAAGGUAUCCUCUGAACCGAUGAAUGAGGGAUCUAACACAAUAUAUAAACGUAAUAAAGAAGAUGAACAUGUGAAACCAGAAUCCCAGCCAUUAAAGACUGUAAAAAUACGAGGAGUCCGCAAGGUGUCCAGUCGAGACUCAGUUCAGUGGUAUUUCGAGAACAAGAAGAAGGCUGAUGGUGGUGAGAUUGAAAGUCGGUUUACAGAUGAGGAAGAUGACGAUGUUAUGUAUAUUAAGUUCAAGGAUGAGUCAGUUGCACAGGCUGUGGCGAAGAAGCAACAUAAGCUGGAUGGCCAAGAGCUGGUUGUGUCCCUGUACACCCCUCCAGUUCCCCCACCCAGCUACCCGAACAAGCUGCUUAUCAAAGGACUGAACCAAAAGAUAACAUUCAACGUCCUAGAUCUGUACUUGGAGGCUAGAGUGGGAAUUACUCUGGUAGAAGGUUCCAUGACCUAUCAUGCUGAGCAGGAGGAUGUUGUUUUGGUUACAGUCAAUGAGGAGAUAGACUUUGCAAAAUUGGAAGAGGCAUGUAGAUUGAAAGCCCUUGAAGGUUCUUAUUUGCGGGUCAGUCAAGUGCCCAUUUCUAAUUGUGUGCUGGUCUCAAACAUCAGUGACACAGCGACUGUGGACAUGGUGUCCCUUUAUUUUGAGAAUGAAAAAAGAAGCAAUGGUGGGCCAGUGGACAAGGUGGAAAUGUUUUCCACUCAGAACUACUGUCUGGUCUACUUUGCUGACUAUAAAGUUGUAGAUAGAGUUUUGUCAAAAGACCAGAAGCUUGAUGGAAGACAACUUGAAGUAAGGCGAUACUUCCCAUGCAUUGGAAGGGCAGAAGGGGACACUGUCGAACGACGAUUCAAAAAACCAAACCCUUUAACAGUGAAGGCAAAUAUUCAGAAGAUAAAAUUUCUGCAUCGUUCCAGUGCCAACAAAGUAGCAGUUGAAAAGCAGCUAUCUAUGUGCCAUGCCACAAUAAUCUGGCCUGCAGCUAAUGACACUGAAGAUGUUGAACUACAUUGUACAUUGUCUGAGGAUGUAAAAGACUGUGUUAAACUUGCCAAGGAUUGGAAUGACAAUGCAAAAGCAAGCUUCCAAGACUUUAUGAACACUCUUGACGUUGAAAGUGUUUUUGUUGUCCAAGAUAUUUUGAAAAAGGUAACAGAAGAAUUAAGCAAAAUUUCUAUUGAUAAUCCUGAAGCCGUAGCUAUUUUAAUACAAAGGCAAGAAAACAAAAUAUAUAUUGUGGGAAUAAAAGGAAACGUUUUGGGACUCAAGACAAAAGUUGAACAAAUUGUAAAAGACAUACAAGAUGCUGCAGAGAAGGAAAAGGAAUGGACAAAAGUAGAAGUGAAAAAUUUGAAGCCUAUCGAAACUAAAAUGCUGUUGGCAGAUAAAUUCCCUAGUCAAAUGCUAGAGAAGUUUCCUGAAGUUAAAAUUAACAUUCAUCCAACAAAAAAUGAAAUAGAAAUUGAAGGUGUUUAUAAGGUGGUUAACACAAUCCAGAUUGAGAUGUACAAAAUAAAAGAUACUUUUGUCCGAAAUGAAUCCCAGAUCCAAAAUGAGACAAUGGCAAUGUUUAUGAGUAGGCCUGUCAAAGACUACAUUGUAAAGAAGUUGAAAAAUGACAAAGUUAUUGCAGUUUGGGAAACUGUUAAUGGCAAGCUUAUUGUGAUGAGCAAACAUGACACAAUGCUUAGCAAAGCAGUAAACAUUGUUACUAAGUCAGUAUCUAUUGGCAAAGUUCAACUUACUAAAGAGAGUCGAUCAUCAGUGCAGUCAGAAGCAUGGGCAGCAUUGGAAAAACAGCUUCUUGAAGAACAUCAAGGAAAGCUGACAGUAGACAAAUCCUUAGACGAGGUUGCCUUUGUUUGUACAGAUGACAUAUUUAGCAAACUUUUGGAAACUAUUAAUGAUUUUCUAGACAAAAAUACAAUAUAUAGUGACAAGUGGUCAUUUGCUAAAAACAUACAUAAGCUUUUGAGACAGCAUCAUAAUCAAAACAUAUCUGACUUGGCAAAAGGUGAAAAUGUUAGAGUUCAGUUUGCAGAAAACCAAAUUGAAGUAUCUGGUACAAAGAAAGGCAUAAAUAAAGUAAGACAAGAACUUGAGUUGUUAGCUCAGAAGGUAAAGAAACAACAACAUAAGAUUUCCAAACCUGGCAUUUCCCAAUUUAUGAAAACGGACAAAGGUCAUGGAAUUUUGCGCAGUGUGGAAAGUACCUACCCAGUAAUUGUCUCAUCAAGUGAUGAAGACAGUGGUGAUGAGGAUUAUGGAAUAUACAGCUUAACUUCAACAGCUUCCAGUCUACCGCCUGGAUGUUCUAUUAUAGCAUCAUGUAUUGCAUACGAGAAGAGGAACAUACAUGUUAUGUUCGGCAAUAUGACUGAUUUGAAUGUUGAUGCAAUUGUUAAUGCUGCAGAUGAGAAACUGAGCCUCUGUGGGGGACUGGGAAAAGAGAUAUUGAAAAAAGGUGGCGAUACUAUUGCCAGGGAUUGCAAGCUGUACAUUGAUGCACAUGGAAAACUUGGCGAAGCAGCAGUGUUUGUGUCCACAUCAGGAAAUUUAAAAGCUAAGAGUAUUGUUCAUGUUGCGGGUCCUGUUUGGAAAGAUGGAAUGCAGCAAGAGGAUGAAAAACUCACAGAGGUUGUUUUUAAGGCAAUGCAUCAGGCAUCUGCAAAGGGCUACAAAUCAGUGGCGUUGCCUGCUAUAAGUUGUGGGGCAUAUGGUUACCCUGUUAAGCUGGCAACGGGAGUGAUUGUUGCCUCUGUGAAGAACUUCUUCAGAGAAGUACAAGAAUCGGAGCUGACAGAAAUCUAUUUAUGCGACUUGAAAGAGGAUACGGUUGAUGGAUUUGUUAAGGGGCUAGAAAAGGAAUUUGGAGCCUCCAGUGUUCACCACUUCACCCGCAAGCAGUCAUCAUCAGCAUUGAGUCUGCCUCCUGGAUCAAUUCGCCCAAUGGAUAGUUCAGAUGAAGAAAGUACUGGCACAUAUUCUGCUGACACAAGUAAAGGCACUUUUAAACCACGGCCUCAACCAAUGAACAGGGCGUUGCCGGUCAAGCUUGGAAACAUCACUGUUGCUGUUCAAAAAGCAGAAAUUGCCAAACAUAACAUACCUGUCAUAGUCAACACCACGUCAAGAAAUCUUGAUCUAAACAAUGGCGCUGUGUCUAAGACAAUACUUAAGCAAGCUGGGCCGGAAAUACAGAAUGAACUAAAACAGUCGUAUCCAAAUGGAAUCGGUGAGGGGCAGGUGGCUGUGACAAAAGGACAUAAACUGAAGUGCACCAAUGUUGUGCACGGGGCUGUUUCCAAUUGGGAUGGACAGAAGAAAACUAUUGAUGAGCUGAAAAGCUUUGUCAACCUUUGUAUGGAGGAGACACAAAAGCGUAAUCACAGCGGAAUAGCGUUCCCUGCUAUCGGCACUGGCAAUCUUGGCUACCCAAAGGAGGUUGUGGCUAGAGAAAUGUUAACAGCCAUCUCAGAAUUUGCAACCAAACAUCCGCAAUCGUGCAUAAAAAAUGUGGAUUUUAUACUAUAUCCACAAGAUGAAGGGACUAUUAAGGCAUUUGAAAGCGAGAUUACUCAAUGGGCAAAGGGUGGUGGCAAAGGUCGUGCACGGGGCUACGAUCACUAUCAAAAUUUGCGUUCUAAGAGCGGUGAAGACGGCGAGAAUGAACACCUGUACGAAGAAUUGCCAUUUGCAAAGGACUCGAACAACUUUACUAUUGGAAAUGUUCAAAUAAAGGUCACGCAAGGUGACCUAACAAAGGAGGCAGUGGAUUGUAUUGUAAACAGUUCAAACGAGACUCUAGAUCUUAAAAGAGGAAAAGUUUCCCAAAGCCUCGUCAAAAUUUGUGGAGACCAGCUUGUAAAGGAGGCUCAUUCCAAGCAAAAGGAAAUGAAAAAAGAAGGAUUGGCCAUUACCAAGGCUUAUCAACUGGCUUGCAAAAACAUAUUGCAUGUUGUAGCAAAGGAAACUGCACAGGAAUGGAAACAAGUCGUCGUAAAAUGUCUUAAGAAGGCUAAGGGUGAAGGUUAUCAAAGCAUUGCCUUCCCAGCCCUAGGCACAGGUAUGAAUAUCAGUGCUGCAGAGACGGCCCAUGCAAUGUGCCAGGCUGUGAAAGAGUUCGCAAAUGAAGGAUGUGGUACAUUGACAGAUGUAAGAUUUGUUAUCUUCCAGAAGGAAAUGGUCGAUAAUUUCAAACAUGAAGCCCAGGGCGCCCAAGGAAUGACAGGUUCAGAACAUGGUACUAAAAGAAAACCAUCCAUGACUGCUGCAAGAACACAGCCAAGAAACACAUCCACUAACGUAAAUUCUGUCUGCCUUAUUAUUCACGCUAUGGAAGUAUCGGACAUAAGAAAAGCCAUUGAUAAGAUAAAUGCCAUGAUUGCAGAUGAAGUCUCAACUACUCGUUUAAGUGACUCCAUUAUACAACGGUUCGAUGGAACACAGGAAAGCGCAUUAAGAAAAAUUGCAGAGAAACACAAUGUCGACUUUAGACCCAUCAGCGAUGGAGUAGAAAUUGUUGGAAUGAUGGCAAAUGUACACCACGCCAGCACUUUGAUGAAUAAAAUAAUAAAGGACGCAAUACAAAUUGAAAAUGACAAACAGGCAGCAAUGAUCUUGAAAGAUGUUGUGCAGUGGUACUACAUAGAUGUCACUGAUGAAGGUGAUGAUUUAAAUGCUUAUGGCCUCGAUCUCAACUACAAAAUAGAAAAGGCAUUCAAAAAUCAAGACAGCCAAUUUAUGUAUAAGGAAGACAGUGUUGAAGUUGUCGUUGAUUUCAAUACAUUGCAAGAAUAUGAGAAGGAUGAGAAGGAUGACAACAAGAAAACAAAGAUUGUUCGAAAGGAUUUGAUUCAAGACAAAUUGAAUGAAAUACCACCAGAUUGGAAGGAUAUGAAAGGAAAUCUCUUGGUGCAUACCCUACUUACCACUGACCCUAGAUACGGAACAAUAUCAACUACCUUCACAUCAACGGCUGGUGCCAAUUUUGCUAUCCAAAAGAUUGAAAUGGUCCAGAACAAGUCUCUAUGGCAACAGUACGCUGCAAAGAAGAAGCAACUAGAAGGACAGAAUCCUCCGGGAACAACAAACGAACGUUUCCUCUGGCACGGUACCUCUGCCGACACAGUGGAUAGCGUCAAUGCGCAUGGCUUCAAUCGCAGCUACUGUGGAAAGAACGCGGUUGCAUUCGGUGAUGGAGUCUACUUCGCGGUCAGAGCAGAUUAUUCUGCACAAGAUGCAUACUCCAGACCAGAUCCGAAUGGUGUUAAACGGAUGUACUACUGUGGAGUUCUGACAGGGGAAUUCAUAUUGGGUCAGCGUGGAAUGCGAGUACCUCCAGCUAAACCUUCUGGUGGAAAAAAUGCAUUAUAUGACUCAGUGACAAAUAAUCUACAAAACCCAGUGAUGUUUAUUAUAUUUAAUGAUACACAAGCAUAUCCGCUCUAUAUUGUCCAUUUUAAGUAACUUAAACACACUGCUGGGAUUAUAUAUAUGGUUUUGUUGCAAAAACAGUUUAAUGUCAGUUGAUAUACAUUAUUUGUGUACUUUUUAUUAUUGUUAUAAUGUUAUAAUUAUGUUAACAAGACUUCCAUAAAAUAUAAUUUUUGUAUUUAUAGUCAGACAUGUGUAUAUAAUUAAGUUGCAUUUUUUUUAUGGAAUUCAACAGUUUGUCACAAAACUUUGUUUGGUACAACAGCUGCAAUACUUUGCUUAAUCACUACAUAUUGUAAUAUUAGUUUCAAUAUUAAUAUUAUUAUAAAUAUUAAUGGUACUUCCGCUUAAUAUACAACCAAAUUAAAGCAAUACAUAUUCAAGUUUUCAAACAUAUUUGUAAAUGAAUACACAUUGAUUUGCUGUAAUAUAUUGCCUAAAUUAAUGCUCACAACUAUUGACUAAAAACAAACACAUACAAAAACAGCAGACUUUAAUGACACUUGCAAGCUAAAAUACUGUCAUCAAAAGUUUGCAAAAGCAUGAUGUACUUCAUUUCAUUUGUUAUUUUAUUUAACUUCUUCUACUAGUACUUCUCCUUCUGAUAUUUUCUCACCUGGGAAGUGAUUUUUUGUCCCCUACCGGUGAAACCGGAGGGGACUUAUGGUUUGCACUCCAUCUGUCUGUCUGUCAGUCAGUCUGUCAGUCAGUUAGUCUGUCUGUCACACUUUUCUGGAUCCUGCGAUAACUUUAAAAGUUCUUCAUAUUUUUCAUGAAACUUGAAACAUGGAUAGAUGGCAAUAUGGAGAUUAUGCAGGUCAUUUCAUUUUGUUCCUAUGUCAAGAAUUCUGGUUGCUAUGGCAACAAAUAUAAAAAAAAUUAAAUAAAAAAUUCUGACAAUGGUGGAGUUUCACCAGUAGGGGACAAUAUUGCUUGGCAAUCUCUUGUUUACCAUGUUAUUGUUUAUAAACAAAAUAUUUUGCUGUGUGAGUGUGCGUAGAAAAAAGAUCUAUGAUUGUAAAACAAUCAUUUAAUACAGAUGUUUGGAAAGGAUUUUCAAACAGGUUUUCAAACUAGUUGUAAAUCCUGGUUUUAAGAUAGGGAUCUGGCAGGUAGGUGGGUGGUCAUCCGUUCAUGCGGCGUUAAACUUUUGUUUCUGUUAAAUACGCUUAGUUUACAAUGAUCAAUCUUAAUGAAUCUUUUGAAAUAAAAGCUUACACUAUGAUAUAGCUUGGGAUUUAUUUGGAGGUUGUCAGGUCAAGGUUUCUGUUACUAAUAAUUAAUGGCCGAAGGGUUUCUUUUCUAUAGCUUAAGUUUGGAUGAAAUUAAUGCACAUUUUGUGUAUAGCUAGCUUACAUGCACACAUUGCUUGGGUUGGCAUAGGGCUUGUUGGAUCAAGGUAAAGAUUACUAAAAAAAUAAGCAGCCAAUAGGUAGUCAUUAACUGAAAUUUUCAUUUAGCAAUCUUGAUUAAACAUUCAAUAUUGCAAGCUUGUAUAUGGAUAACUUUUCAUUUGGCCUGAGUUGAUUUAAGCUCAUGAUCAGUGUUACUAAAGAUAGAACAGAAGGUUUCUGCUCAAUAAAUUGAGCUUGUAUGGUCAUGGAGCUCGUCUCUGAAAGUGUGUGUGUGUGUGUAGUUCGCUUAAAUGCAUAGAGAUAGAAAACUGGUUUCCAUGGAGUUCUGAUUGGGAUACUGUGCUGUAAAUUUUGAUGUGCGUUGGUAGCUUACAUGUAUAUGCAGACCCAGCUUGAGAUUUCAAUUAGUUCAAUUAACAAGUAAAACGCUGAAAACCUGGUUUUGUGGCAUUUACUGUGUUUCUUAUUUUAGAAUAAAAUACUACAUUUUCUGUUGUUAGCCGCUAAGAUAUUUAGGAAGAGGUUUGUUGCAUAUGUAGGGUUUAUAUUAUUUGUUUGGGCAAUGGAUCAAAUCAAUUGUCAAUUAGUGUGUAAUUAUAAUUGUGUUGAGCCACAUAGUGUCUUGUCAUUAUCAACAAUUAAGGUCCUUUUUCCUGAUUGUUGACAUAUUGUAUUAGUACUAUUUUGAAUUCCAAAAAAAGCUAUUUUUGGAUGUUAAUAAUACAUAUUUGUUUGAAAGGGACGCUUUUUAAGUAUUGUAAAAGAUUCUUUUUUUAGAGUGAAAAUUAUAAAUAACUAGCACUCCUAGUGUGUGAGUAUGAACAUGACAGGUACUAUUUUGCAAACGCAAAGACAAGUAUACUAUGUGUCUUAGUGCAUUAGGUGAUAAAGAUUGACAAGCGCUUUUCCUACCUCUAGUGUACUUAUUAUACCUCCAUUACCAUUGGAGUCACUUUGCUCAAGUGGAGUUCAAAGGUCAAAUGCUUGUCCGGGACAUAACUUUGUCAUUUAUUUUGAGACUUUAAAAUCAUUUGGCACAUUUGUUCAGCAUCAUUGGACAGUGUGUCACUGUGAAAUUUUUAAAAUGACUUGGUACAUUUGUUCACAUACAUUGGACGGUGUGGCGUGUAAGAAUAACGUCCAUAUCCCUAAGGUCAUGGUCACAUUUUGAGUUCAAAGGUAAAAAAUGGCCAUAAAUGAUCUUAUAUGGGCCAUAACUAUGUCAUUAAUUGUGAGAUUUUAAAAUUACUCUGUAUAUUUGAUCACAAUCAUUGCAGGGUGUGUCAUGCGAAAGAAUUACGUCAAUAUCUCCAAGGGCAAGGUCACACUUUGAGUUCAAAAGUCAAAAAUGACCAUAAAUGAGCUUGUCCGGGCCAUAACUAGGUCAUUCAUUGUGAGAUUUUAAAAUGACUCUGUACAUUAAUUUUGUGCACAGUCAUUGGACGGCUUGUCAUGCAAAAGAAUUCAAGAGUUCAAAGGUAAAAAUGGCCAUAAAUGAUAAUGGCAUAAUAAUUCUUAAAAAUGUCCAUAAAUUACCUUCUCUUGAUUUGUGAAGACAGCAUGCAAAAUAUUCUGUGUCAAUGCAGCAUGUGGGGGUAUAUGUCACGUCUGUGGCAAAGCUCUAGUUAAGUAGCAGCAUCCUUUUGAUGUUGUUUUUCUAGCUGGGAAUUUUUGAGCAUUUUUAUAACAUGUGUUUACGAUGUGUAUGAAAUUUCUGUGAUUGAUAGAAUGGCUUAAGCUUGAUGGUAUCUUUGCCCAGAAUUAUUCAAAGGCAAUAAUGUACUACACUGAACAGAUUUUUAAAACUAUGUUUGGUAAAUGUUGACAGCUGUCCUGCGUAUACAUAUAUGAAAGAAUUCUACAAACCAUAAGUUUGAUGUAUGAAUACACUUGUCAUGACCAGUGAAAAUGUUCAGAUUUAUUUGAGAAUAUGAUUACUUGAUUGCAAUCUGCCUAUGCAGAUAUUGAUUUGUGAACCCAAUAUACCGAACAAAGUUUUUAAUUUAUAUUUUCAAUAUUUACUCCUAAAAAUGCAGAAUUGUGUUGUAUUUAUAUAAGGAAAGUAAGCAGUUGUUUAAAGUGUGUGUGUCAUUUGUAUGAUUGAUCAUCUAUACACAGAAAGAAUGUAUCAGGCUGAUAGGAUCUUAUUUGUAUAUCUUUCAACUUGUUAAAAAAGUAAAUGAGGAUAUGUUUGUUGUUGUUGUGUGGUUAGUUGCUUGUAUGAAUCAAUGUUAAGACUAUCCUCUGGACAUGUUUUGAGCUUAUUCACGCAUCAGUAGUGCAUUCAUGAUUGUGUAUCAAAUGGAUUUAAAUGGAUUUUUGACAGAUUGAAGGGUAUUUUCUUGAUCUACUGAAUAAAUUUAAGUGACAUGUUCACCAAUUGUCAAAUUUUCCAUAUUUCAACCUUUUGUCUCGCAUUAAAAUAUUAAAAAAAACACUGAACAUCAGGAAGCAAAGAAACAUUUAUGAGGUAGAGUAAUACCUAAAAUACAUUUACGUUUAUGAAUGAUCAUCAUGGGGAAUUAAUAAAAUAAUAAAGCAUUACAAAUGAGACGGGAUUGAAUAUUUUGUAUUGUUUCUGUUUUCAUUAUAUUUUGUAAAUAAACAUGGAGACUCAACAAGACCUUCUAUUCCACUUGCACUGACAUUGGUUUAGGAUAUUAGCUUACCUGAGCAUAACAUGCUAACUGUGAGGUGUUUAAUUAUGUCAAUUUGUCAUAUAUUGUCAACUUUUAGCUUUUGAAUUCUCUAGAAGCUAAUCUUUAUUCAUAAUUUGUUUCUAUUAUAACUUGACUAAGUUGAAUGCGUGGUAAAUUGGGGACAAAAAAUUGGCCACUACAUAAAGUGGAAGAAACGCCAUACUAACACUGUAUGCUCAGUCACACUAAAGUGCUUCAUUAUACCCCCACUAAACGAAGUUUAGGGGGGUAUAUAGGAGUGAGCUUGUCUGUCGGUCGGUUCGUGUCUUCUCUCUAAUUCAAGUAGUUUUCAUCCGAUCUUCACCAAACUUGGUCAGAAGUUGUAUCUCAAUGAUGUCUAGGCCAAGUUCGAACAUGGGCCUUGUUGGGUCAAAAACUAGGUCACAGGUUCACUUAGUGCGUUUUAAACAUUCAGCAUGUUGUCCACUCUCUAAUUCAAGUAGUUUUCAUCAGAGCUUCACAAAACUUGGUCAGAAGUUGUAUCUAGAUGAUGUCUAGGCCAAGUUCGAAAAUGGGUCAUGGCAGGUCAAAAACUAGGUCACGGGGUCACUUAGUGCAUUUUAAACAUUGAGCAUGGUGUCCGCUCUCUAAUUCAAGUAGUUUUCAUCAGAUCUUCACCAAACUUGGUCAGAAGUUGUAUCUAGAUGAUGUCUAGGUCAAGUUCGAAAAUGGGUCAUGCCGGGUCAAAAACAAGGUCACUGGGUCACUAAGUACGUUUUACACAUUAAGCAUGGUGUCUGCUCUCUAAUUCAAGUAGUUUUCAUCUGAUCUUCACCACACUUGGUUAGAAGUUGUAUCUAGAUGAUGUGUAGGUCAAGUUCGAACAUGGGCCAAGCAUGGUCAAAAACCAGGUCACUGGGUCACUUAGUGCGUUUUAAACAUUGAGCAUGGUGUCCGCUGUCUUUUGUGAAGACAACAUGCACAAUAUUCUGUGUCAAUGCGGCAUGUGGGGGUAUUCGUCACAUCUGUGACAAAGCUCUAGUUGCUAUCUAAUCUGAGAAACAGGGUGUGGUUAGGGACUUACACUUUUUGCUCAAUACCACUUAAGAUGUCACAUUUUUAUGCCCCCAGUAGGGUGGCAUAUAGCAGUUGAACUGUCUGUCAGUCCGUCUGUCAGUCCUUCAGUCUGUCUGUCUGUGCGUCCAUCAGAAAACUUUAACAUUGGCCAUAACUUUUGCAAUAUUGAAGAUAGCAACUUGAUAUUUGGCAUGCAUGUGUAUCUCAUGAAGCUGCAAAUUUUGAGUGGUGAAAGGUCAAGGUCAUCCUUCAAGGUCAAAAGUAAAAAAAAAACAAUCCAAGGGAAAGUAAUAAGCUUUAAAAGGGAGAUAAUUCCUAAACCUGCCAAAUGAUAUAUUGAAAUUUUAUUUCAAAGCGGCGCAAUAGGGGGCAUUGUGUUUCUGACAAACACAUCUCUUGUUUAUUUAAUCUUGAUAGAACUUCAGGUCAGAAUGUUUAUCUAGGCAAUAUCUAUGUCAAGUUUGCAUGUAUUUCAUGUGUGUCCAAAAAUAAUGUAACUUUUUCAAAUCAUAGAAAACCCUAUUGCCAUUCUAGAGGCCACAUUUAGAAAUCUAUCUUGAUGAAACUUGUUCUGAAUAUUUGUCUGUAUUAUAUCUACACUGUCAGAGUUUGAUUCUGAAUCAUUUGUGUCAAGAAGUUGGUCACCAGGUCAAAUCUAAUAAAAACCUUCUGACCACUUUAGAGGCCACAUUUAUGACUCAAUCUUGGGGAACUUAUUCAGGCUGUUUAUCCUAAUAAUCCCUAUAAGGGGAGUUUGCUUAAAGGUUGCAUAUGUCUAGGUCAUCAGGUCAAAUCUGCAAAAAAUUUAGAAAAACCUUGUUGCCAUGCUGGAGGCCACAUUUAUAACUCAUUCUUGAUGAAAUUUUUGUCAUGUUUAUCUUGACAAUAUCUAAGCUGAGUUUGAAUGCGGGUUAUGCGAGUCCAAAGAGUAGACUAAGUCACCAGGUCAAAUCUAAGAAAAACCUUGUUAUCACUUAUAUAUGAUAACUUUGGUGAAACUUUGUCAGAAUUUUUUUUGAAAAUAUAUAGGCCCAAUUUGAAUCUGGGUCACUAGUCUUUUAAAACUAGGUCAUAAGGUCAAAUCUUAGAAAAACAUUGUGAUUACUAUAGAGUCCACAUUUAUAUCUUAUUGUUAAUUAAACUUUGUUGGAUUCUGGGUCGAGUGCAUCCAAAAAGAAAGUGGCCGGUCAAACUUUUUCUUACCUGAAAAGGCUAGAUUUAUUGCUAAUUUUUUACGAAACUUAGUCAGAAUAUUUAUCUGGACAGUAUAAAGGCUUAGUUGGAAUCUCGAUCACAAGCAUUAGAAAACUAGGCCACCGGGUCUUAAAACUUUAUAACUACACUUGAUAGCAGAUAUGUUACUCAAUCCUGAUGAAACUUGCUCAGAAUGUUUAUCUUUUUCUAGGUUUAAUUUGAAUGUCACAUGCGUCCAAAACCUAUGUCACCAUGUAAAAUAAAUAAAAACUUUGUCAUCUCAAUGUAUGCCACUAUUAUGUUUAUCUGGAUAAUACCUAGGUCAAGUUGUAAUCUGGGUCACAUGUGUCCAAAAACUAGGUUACCAGUUCAACUUCAAACAAAUGAUUUUCCACAAACUCUGAUGAGUACUUCAUUCCCAUCUUGUUUAUGUUUAUAUGUUUAUUUAAUUUUUCUUUAAAAAGUUAUAAUGCAGCAGAUGGUUUGAAAGAAUUAUUAAGUAUUUUAAACAUUAAAUUGGUAUGUUUUGUAUUUUAUUAUGCCCCCCUUCGAAGAAGAGGGGGUAUAUUGCUUUGCUCAUAUCGGUCAGUCUGUCGUUCGGUCUGUCGGUCCGUCUGUCGGUCCGUCCACCAGGUGGUUCUCAGAUGAUAACUCAAGAACGCUUGGGCCUAGGAUCAUGAAACUUCAUAGGUACAUUGAUCAUAACUCGCAGAUGACCCCUAUUGAUUUUGAGGUCACUAGGUCAAAGGUCAAGGUUACGGUGACCCGAAAUAGUAAAAUGGUUUUUGAAUGAUAACUCAAGAACGCAUACGCCUAGGAUCAUGAAACUUCAUGGGUAGAUUGAUCAUGACUCGCAGAUGACCUCUAUUGAUUUUGAGGUCACUAGGUCAAAGGUCAAGGUCACGGUGACCCGAAAUAGUAAAAUGAUUUUCAGAUGAUAACUCAAGAACGCUUUUGCCUAGGAUCAUGACACUUCAUAGGUACAUUGAUCGUGACUCGCAGAUGACCCCUAUUGAUUUUCAGGUCACUAGGUCAAAGGUCAAGGUCACAGUGACAAAAAACGUAUUCACACAAUGGCUGCCACUACAACGGACAGCCCAUAUGGGGGGCAUGCAUGUUUUACAAACAGCCCUUGUUGCGUUUUAUUUUGAAGUGUGAUAAUUUAUGUCUUUUAUUGUGUUUACAUUUCGGCAAAUGUUCGGUUCUUUUCCAUUAAACUUGUUUACCUAAAGUCAGAUAGACCAUUCAAAGUCAGUUUUCCUCAUUUUGUUUGUGUUUUAUUUGUGUGUGGCCUGUUUCACUAACAUGUCUAUUGUUAUUGCCUGACUGUUUCUCUAUUGGCUACUGCUAUCAACAAAAUAAUAGUUUUCAAAUGCAA